GCGCCCCGCACUCAUUGUUUUUCCAGGUGGACUAAACCUUCUGUCAAGAUGGCGGCCGCCGUGUCCGUUACCGCUGCAGGUGGAAAGCAGACUGGGGGAGAUUGCUGGGCGGCGACACCGGGGGAUGACGACGUGUUCUUGCCGGAGGAGGACAGGCCGCCCAGGCUGCCCAGGCUGGAGUCCCGGGAGAUCCGGAGCCGGGUGGAGAGAAUGAGGAGGGAAGUAAAAAACCGGAGGAAGAUCCUGAUCAAAGGCCUCCCGGGGGAUAUCACUAACCAGGAAGUUCAUGACCUUUUGGGAGAAUAUGAGCUGAAAUACUGUUUUGUGGAUAAAUAUAAGGGAACUGCAUUUGUCACCCUACUAAACGGAGAUCAGGCAGAAUGUGCUAUCCAUCGCUUCCACCACACACGCCUUCGCGACCGUGAGAUCUCUGUACAGCUGCAACCCACUGAUGCCUUACUCUGCAUCGCUAACCUGCCACCGGGAUACACCCAGCAACAGUUUGAGGACCUAGUCCGCCCAUUUGGCAAUCUUGAGCGAUGCUUCCUAGUGUACAGUGGAGUCACUGGACAACCGAAGGGCUAUGGCUUUGCGGAGUAUAUGAAGAAAGACUCUGCCUCCCGAGCCAAGUCGGAUCUACUGGGUCGACAGCUGGGCUCUCGCACCCUGUACGUGCACUGGUCAGACGUCAGCCAGUUCAGCUAUGAACUGAUUCAUUCCCACUGUCUGUGUGUGGAGCGGCUGCAGGAGUGUGAUGUUCUUGAGCUGAAGGAAGCCUUCUCCAAAGUGUGCGCCCCCUCAUUCUGCCAGCUAGCAUAUGGGCAGGAUGGGCAGUUUAAAGGUUUUGCUGUCGUGGAAUAUGACUCUGAGAUGGUGGCAGAAGUAGUCCAGCAGCAGAUGGAUAAUUCGAUGGCAGCGGGAAGUCGUGUACGGGUCUCUUUCUGUGUGCCAGGCCCCCCGGGAAGGAGUAUGCUGGCUGCGCUGAUUGCUGCACAAGCAACGGCAUUAAAUCGUGGAAAUGGUCUUCUCCCAGAGCCAAAUAUGCUCCAGAUCCUGAACAGUCUGGGUUCUUCAGCCACACUGCAGCUCCUGCUAAAUCCCUUACUCCACGGGCCAGCUGGGAACAAGCAAGGCCUCUUGGGUGCAGCCCCCGCGGUGUCCCUUCUAGCUAACCCUGCUCUCUCUACUGCCCUUCUGCAGCUGCUACUGCAGGUACAAACGCCCACACAGAAACCUGGAAUUCUGGGCGACUCUCCCCUCACUGCCUUAUACGGAGCACUGGGACUGUCACCCCAGCUCACACCCACUCCGGGGAAACCACUGCUGCCAGAUCUAGGGCUUGGAGGCGCUCUGCCAUCAGCAGGUAUUCCUUCUGACUUGAGUACUCCUCCACUGCAGCCGUUUCUAGGAUCACAGGCACCCGACUGGGACAGUCCCCCUCCCACACCUGUGCUGGGCUCAUUGCUUGGUGGACUAUCAAAGACUGCAGAGCUGGGGAUGUCCCUCCUCGGUGAGCCCCCUAGGGAUCCGAACAUUCAUUCUGGCCCUUUUAUGAACUACCACGGCCACAUCCCCAGCACAGGAUCAAUGUGUGCAGCCAAUAAGCAGGCUCCUUACAAAGCAUCAGGAAGCCGGGUCCCUCUCGCCUCCUUGCAGAACUCAUUGCUGACUCCCACUGAGGGCUAUCCCUUUGACUUCUCAGCGGAGCUGCCCACUCGUGGAUUUUCCCAAAGCAGGGACCGUAUUGUGCCCAACAUGAGUGCUUAUGAGACCAAGAAUAAGGUUUCCCCACCUACCAGGUUCCGGGAGAGGAGUAGCAGUAUGCCUGCUCCUUUUCCUCCAUACACUACGGGAUCCACUUCCUCCUACUUCACAAGUGGCUGGCAAUCUGGACUCCCGCAAACACACCUGAAUAAAGCGGUGGGCAUGCCUCCGACCAGUCCUGGUGGAGUCCUUCUGGAGUAUGAGGAUCAAGGUCUACAAUCAGGAAACCCAUCUAAGACUCCCAUUGGAGCCCAAAAACGUGGCUUUUCACACUUGAUCCCAUCCCCUGAGCCAAGCCCUGAAGGCGGUUACAUUGGGCAGCACUCCCAAGGCCUUGGCGGACACUAUGCAGAUUCCUACAUGAAACGCAAGAGAAUAUUUUAACAUGCGCCAGUCUGUCACAGACUGCUCCUCCUAGACACCACCUCCGUGCCUGGCAGCCUGUCUGUUAAAUCGUUACGGCUCUUACAUCAUUUCUCAAGAUUGGACAAAUGAUCUAAACGGCAAAUGCUUUCCUGUCAUCGGAGUGAUGACGCUGACAAAUAGGAUCGCAUUUGUGAGAAUAUCGUGCGCAAGGACAGAGGAUUCCUACUGCAUGGAUAUAUUAUAUAUUUUAAAAUUUGCCUUUUUUUGUUUUUAUUUAAAGUUUUUAAAUGUAAUGUAUAGUUUAAAUGCUUCAUUUUCUUUUGAGUAUUUAACGUGUCUGUUUUUAUUUGUACGGCCUCUAAGCGCGACUUUGUUCCUUCUGCUUCUCAUUCAUUUGUGUUUUCUGGUGGGAUUUGUGUGUUUUUUGUUCUUCCUUGUUCCCUUUUCUGAGCCAAGUAUACCCUACUUACUACAAACAUCAGCACUUUGUAUCUGAGCGAUCCCUGAGUUCCGUAGUAUGCACCUUCGACCGUUGGCAUCCCAUAUGUCUGGCGUGAAGGGUGCAUUUGUAAAGAUCUAGACCUGACAUUGUGUGUUUGGGGCUAAAUGGCCAAGGGUUUGAAGAAUAAUUAUAUUGACUGUACAAAUGUAGCCAUGCUCCUCUUUCCAGCGCUGCGGCAUAUUGCAACACUGCUUCAUGCAUGGUGUGCUGGGCUGCGACUAUUCACAGCAGAUGACCACUCCAUGAAUUACUAAUGCAAUUCAUUGAGCGAUCGUCAUUCUGGCACACCAUGCUGCAUCGCAAAUAAGAUUAGCAUGGCUACAUCUGUACCUCAAUCGUGCAACAGUUUAAAGCCUGAUCAUAUUGCUUAUUGGUGGUCUUUUUAUUUUCAGGAAAUGCUAUGCUGCAUUUUUGUUUUAAGUACUAAUUGACUUUUAGGAUUGUUGUGCUUAUGAAAUGGCAAAGAUAGUUGCUACUUGCCGAGACAUCCAGCAGAGCGUGGGAUAAAUGGUUUCUAUGCUGAUGUGCUAAAGGUUGAUCUGGUUUCGUAAAUGACACUUUAGCUGUAAACUGCGAAGUCUGCGUUCCCCUGGACACACACCAUCCCCGCUCCUCAGCCUUCUUGCUGUGCAUCUUUUGUAUCUGAAUUGUUUUCUCAGCUACAUUUGUCAUUUUUGUAUUCCUGAUUAUUAUUUUUGUAACUAGAUAAACUGCUGGAUAUAUCUUUUGAAUAACAAAAGUAAAACCUAUAUUUAUAAAGAAAACUGUUUUAUAUUCAUUCACAUGUGGUUAUAGGCAGUUGCCCUUUUUUUAUAUAUACUCACUUUUUUUUUUUUUUUUUACUUUUAUUAGUCUUUCAAAAUAGACCUAUUAUCCUCACACAGUGGUGUAGUUGUGUUAUGGGCUGAACACUGGCAGCUUCUACCGUGCAGGCGCUGGGUUGCCUAUAUGGGAAUGGUUAAAUAUUUUUGAGACCACCGGCUUUAAGAAUAUUUUUUGGGGACAGUCUAGGCCUGUGUUUGCAGGAUCGGGUCACAAGCCUGUAAUCUGGCCCUCUUUCCACAUCACCUACAUAUUUUGAUUUUCAGUGUUUGCUUCUCCUUUCUUUGUUCAUGUUAUCCCGCUCACUGCUGCACGUUUGGUUAAUCACUAUACAUUUUCUUUUCUGUAAUUACACCAAGGGGUUGAUGUAUUUUGUUGUUAGAACUCUGUCUAUGUAUUGUCCACCUCCUACAAUUGAUCUGACCGGCUUGAGGCUAUAUAAUAAAGUCUCUGGUAUGAUUUUCCUCUAGCAGUGCUGUGUUACUGGACCAUUUACUCCUUUUUAUUGUUUCUAAUUUUGUUCUACCUGCUUGAAACUUGAAAUGGAUUUUAAAAGUAAAAUUACUUUGAAAGUUG
Pseudophryne corroboree (corroboree frog) is the source of this 4030-nucleotide messenger RNA. It is a transcript of the gene RAVER1, whose product is annotated as ribonucleoprotein, PTB binding 1. NCBI's taxonomy places the organism in Eukaryota, Metazoa, Chordata, Amphibia, Anura, Myobatrachidae. The transcript has 14 exons. The coding region runs from base 49 to 2148 and encodes 699 amino acids. Gene Ontology annotation, molecular function: mRNA binding. The record is from RefSeq and is a predicted model, not a curated record. Gene Ontology annotation, cellular component: nucleus.